AUGCUGGAGAGGGCGCUUCCUCCAGCACUCCUGUCUUUGAUUCUGGUCAUUUCAAGCGCCUCUGCAGCACCCUACGACUUCACAAAGAACUACCGUGACCCUGCUCCCUCACCGCAGGACGGCCCUCCUGCCUCCUAUCACGCAACUCGAGACCGGAACCGUUUAGCAUACGACGUCGGCGGUGUUGUCGGCGGCUACGUCCUUACAGUACUUAUCUGGGGAGUAUUACUCCUCACUGUUGGCAGAAAGAUGAGACGAAAGGCACUCGAACCGCCCAAGCAUCUGGAGCUGGAACUUCAGGACAAGCCGAGUCCAUUUGCCCUCAGGUCGCCAGGGCCCGCCUCGCCACCAUUAUCGGCUCGCUCGUGGCUCAGGAAAUUCAAGAAGACCGACUCUGCUGUUGGCAGUCCGCAAAGCCCAAUGGUUCAGUCGCCUGGCUCCUUCGACCAAAGGGUCCUUGACGCCCACAAAAACCAAGCGCAGGCCGAUAUGGAGCGCCUGUACGCCGCCGUCAUGGACCACGAUGCCCAAAAACACUACUCCAACGUCAGCGUAGAAGAGGCCCAGAUGAUUGGACAAGAGCGACGAAGACCAUCAGCUAUCAGCGUUGCCCGACCACCACACGACGACAGUCCUAUAUCACCCGUCAAGGCCAUCUACCCACCGGACUUCCAUAACGGGCCCAAGGCCGCACCUCUACCUCGCGAUCGCCUACAAGAGCAGAAAAUUCCCGCGAGUCCCCGCGGUGUCCUCUCCAAGCGGGCACAGCCGUCCCCCGCCCCCAAUAGCAGCAAGAAUGCGCGCUUCAACCUCAAGAACCUGCGCAUCUCCGGCCCUGUGCAAAAGUACCCAGGCGGAGACUCGGAUGACGACGCGCGCACACCGCUGUCCCCACGCUUCUACCAACCAGGCGCACCUCCCUCGCCACCAACGCAGCCAAACUCGCCCACAACACCCUAUGAUCCAGACGAGGAACUCGACCAAGUACAACCCCUCCCCCGCCCGGCUCCCCAGCGCCUGCGACCCCUGACCACCAACCUCGCCCCGCCAUCUCACGCGCAAACCCUAACGCUCCCCAAAUCCGCCACAUCGCCCAAAUCGGCUACCUCAACCAAAUCGUCGUCGUUACCCCUGCGUAGCUUUGCAGAACCCCUCCGGUCCCCUGGUAUCCAGACGACCGUGCUGGACAGGCGCGUGGAGAAGCUCUCCAUGACGACGCCCAAGACGGGUGUCCCGUUCACACCGUAUAGUGCUUACAUGCCUUUUACCCCCAUCACGCCCGUCACACCUCACCUGGUGAACAAGCGGGACCGCAAGAUGAUGCAGAAGAUGGAAGGCAGGAGGCGCGCAGCGAUGAAGGAGGAUAUGGUGCAGAGUCCCAAGGAGAUCUUUGGCGAUGCGUACUAA
Cucurbitaria berberidis CBS 394.84 is the source of this 1407-nucleotide messenger RNA. RefSeq lists its product as uncharacterized. The transcript has a single exon. The coding region runs from base 1 to 1407 and encodes 468 amino acids. NCBI's taxonomy places the organism in Eukaryota, Fungi, Ascomycota, Dothideomycetes, Pleosporales, Cucurbitariaceae. The record is from RefSeq and is a predicted model, not a curated record.